Molecule: messenger RNA, 2844 nt
Organism: Australozyma saopauloensis
Lineage: Eukaryota; Fungi; Ascomycota; Pichiomycetes; Serinales; Metschnikowiaceae
Gene: STV1
Product: Stv1p
Exons: 1
Coding region: 1-2844 (947 amino acids)
Biological process (GO): vacuolar acidification; proton transmembrane transport
Cellular component (GO): fungal-type vacuole membrane; vacuolar proton-transporting V-type ATPase complex; vacuolar proton-transporting V-type ATPase, V0 domain
Molecular function (GO): proton-transporting ATPase activity, rotational mechanism; ATPase binding
Source: RefSeq, a predicted model, not a curated record
AUGCGUUGGCAGGAUAACGAACAGCCCUCAGCCAACGAGGCCGUUUUUCGGUCUGCCCCAAUGACAUUGGUGCAGUUCUACGUCACUAUUGAAAUUGCACGAGACGUGGUGUUUGCUCUUGGUCUGCUGGGCCAAGUGCAUUUCAGAGAUCUUAACUCCAAGCUCACGCCGUUUCAAAGAACAUUUGUGUCAGAGUUGCGCGAUGUUGAUGCGAUGGAAAUUCAGUUUGAGUUUUUGCACAAUGCGAUGGUGAAGUAUGGAACCUUGAAAGGUGACCCUUUUGCAACCUUGAUGGCCGACAAGAGGCCUUUGCCGCCUACGUCAGAAAUAGACGAUAUCAAGUCUACAUUGGAAACAUCAUACGAAAAAAUUAAACAUUUAGAUGGCUCAUACACCUCACUUGAAGUGAAAAGAUCUCAAUUAAUCGAGAAUAGACACGUCCUCAAUCUAGUCAAUAACUUCCACAGGCGGACUGUUGACUCCGCCCAGGAUGAUGAGUUCCGUCAAUUCGAAAUCGAGGACCUCGAUGACGAAGAUGAAGAGGCCCUUUUAGGCGGCGCAAGAACGUCUUUGGAUGUUCAGGAAACGUCUGUCAACCUCGACGAGUCCGUCAUGCAUGCAAUUACUGGAACUAUUGCCAGAACCAAGAUUCCAAUUUUGCGCAAAAUUCUAUGGAGAACCCUCAGAGGUAAUCUCUACUUCAAUGACAUCCCAAUUAUAGAUGACGAUGCCGCUCUAACUGGCUCGGCAGAGCAUAUCGACAAAAAUGUGUUCAUCAUCUAUACCCAUGGUGACUAUUUGAAAUCAAGAGUUCGCCGGAUAAUCCAUUCAUUGGACGGUUUUAUCUAUGAUAAUGUUGAGGGCUCUUCGAGUUCACGUCAAGUUACCCUUUCCCAACUAAACAACAAAAUCGAGGACCUUACUAGUGUAAUCGAUUCAACGAAAUCUCAUUUGGUAUCCGAGCUUAUAUUUUUCCAAGAAAAGUAUCCUGAUUGGCAUUAUAUCAUCAAAAGAGAAAAGGCUAUCUAUGAGACUUUAAACAAAUUUGACGAGGAUAGUACUAGAAGAUGUCUUGUUGGAGAGGGAUGGAUACCGCUGGAAGAGCUCCGCUCUAUUCGUCACAGCUUAAAAGCUCUAGUCAGAUCAAAAGCACAGCAAUCAAAUAGAAAUCUGCUAGAAGCUGAGCACUCAAUAAGCUUGUCAACAGACACAUUGGCCAACACGCAAAAUGAACAACCUAGCAAUUCAUAUUUCGCUAUUGGUAGAAGUGACUAUGAUGAUAAUUCUAACAGCGAUGAUGACGAUGAUCAAGAAUUCAGCUUCGUCGCGGUUGUCAAUGAGCUUACAACCAACAGAGUCCCUCCAACUUAUCACAAAACUAACAAGUUCACCUCAGGUUUUCAGGCUAUCGUGGACACAUACGGUAUUGCUUCUUACCAAGAAGUCAACCCUGGUUUAGCGACAAUCAUCACAUUUCCCUUCAUGUUUGCAAUCAUGUUCGGAGAUUUGGGACAUGGUUUUAUUGUCUUGUUGGUGGCAUUGUUUUUCAUUGUGAACGAAACAAAGUUCAACGCCAUGCGGAAAAAGGAUGAAAUUUUCGAGAUGGCUUUUAACGGAAGAUACAUCAUUUUGUUGAUGGGAUUGUUUUCCAUGUACACUGGUCUUAUGUACAAUGAUAUUUUCUCAAAAUCGAUGACAUUAUUUGCCUCUGGAUGGAAAUGGGUAUGGCCAGAGGGCUAUGAUCCUCAUUCCGGUCCUAUAUCACUCACAGCCGUCAGAGUUUCUGGAAAAACAUAUCCCAUAGGUCUUGACUGGAUUUGGCAUGGAGCAGAAAACGGAUUGCUUUUUACGAAUUCGUACAAGAUGAAAAUGUCCAUCUUAAUGGGAUAUUGCCAUAUGAACUAUUCAUUAAUGUUCAGUCUUGUGAACUACCGCUUUUUUAAGUCGCUGGUCGAUAUCAUCGGAAAUUUUCUUCCGGGAUUCUUCUUUAUGCAAAGUAUUUUUGGCUACUUGGCAUUGACCAUUGUGUACAAAUGGUGUGUGGAUUGGUUUGGUACUAAUCGUCAACCCCCUGGUCUUCUUAAUAUGUUGAUUAACAUGUUUUUAGCGCCAGGAAGUAUAGAGGAUCCUCUUUAUAGUGGACAGAAAUUUGUGCAAAUUGUCCUUGUUCUUAUUGCUCUUUGCUGUGUGCCUUGGCUACUCUUGUAUAAGCCAAUUGUGCUCAAUAAAAAGAACAAAAGGGCUAAGAAUCUCGGCUUUGACAAUCUCAAACUGCAGCAAAAUCAUUUUGCGCAAGCACAGGAAGAGGAGCUUGCCUUCGAGCGUUUGCUCAAUAGCCAAGGUCCAGAUAAUCGUGAUGAUGAUGGAGACUUGAACGAGGGUGAUGAAAUUGACGAGCUCAGUCAAACCUUUACCUUUCCAAACGACGUUGAGCCAAUGAAUUUGAGUUCGGGACACGGCCAUGGCGAAGAAGACUUCAAUCUCAUGGAUGUUGUCAUACAUCAAGUCAUACACACGAUUGAAUUUUGUUUGAACUGUGUCUCACAUACAGCAUCGUACCUUCGUUUAUGGGCGUUGUCUUUGGCGCACGCUCAGUUGUCGAGUGUCCUUUGGACAAUGACUAUUCAAAAUGCUUUUGGAACAAAAGGGCUGCUGGGUAUCGCUAUUACAGUCUGCUUGUUUGCCAUGUGGUUUGUCUUGACGGUUUGCAUCCUUGUGUUGAUGGAAGGUACUUCCGCAAUGUUGCACUCAUUAAGAUUGCAUUGGGUCGAAGCAAUGUCUAAAUUCUUUGAGGGAGAGGGUUAUGCAUAUGAGCCUUUCUCUUUCAGCAGUAUUGAUUACUAG